This is a messenger RNA of Mesocricetus auratus (golden hamster), 1528 nucleotides long. RefSeq names its product glycoprotein hormone subunit beta 5 (gene Gphb5). Gene Ontology annotation, biological process: G protein-coupled receptor signaling pathway; regulation of thyroid hormone receptor signaling pathway. Gene Ontology annotation, cellular component: cytoplasm; extracellular region. Lineage: Eukaryota; Metazoa; Chordata; Mammalia; Rodentia; Cricetidae. Gene Ontology annotation, molecular function: hormone activity. Bases 1 to 393 code for a protein of 130 amino acids. The record is from RefSeq and is a predicted model, not a curated record. The transcript is spliced from 2 exons.
AUGAAGCUGGCAUACCUUGUCCUUGGUACCAUGACCCUCCUUCUUCUGGGUGGCUAUGACUCUGUCCUCAGCACUUCCAGUGGGAACCUGCACACUUUUGUGGGCUGUGCUGUGAGGGAGUUCACUUUCCUGGCCAAGAAGCCAGGCUGCAGAGGACUUCGGAUCACCACUGAUGCUUGCUGGGGCCGUUGCGAGACCUGGGAGAAACCCAUCCUGGAGCCUCCCUACAUUGAAGCCCAUCACCGAGUCUGUACCUACAAUGAGACCAAACAGGUGACAGUCAAGCUGCCUAACUGUGCUCCUGGAGUCGACCCCUUCUACACCUACCCGAUGGCUGUCCGGUGUGACUGCGGGGCAUGUUCCACUGCCACCACUGAGUGUGAAACUACCUGAAGCCAGCAUAGUCUUCAGAACACAGCUGUGGGCCGGAGCCUUGCAAAUCCGCUUACCCCGCCAAUGUAUCUGCUCUAUCCUUUGCAUUCAAGUAUGUUUCAACUUGGGCCAGCCCAUUACCUGCCUGGUUCAGGUCUUCCUCUGCUCAUUUUACUCAGGAGGUCCAAGUGUAGUACACUCACGCUAAAAAUAUCAAACACUAUUGACUCUUCCCCAGGAUAAUGUCUCUGGUUCAUAUGUCUGUAAGUUAGGUUUUCUUUGCUUGACUUUUGGAACAUGAUUUGUGUAUUACAACCCUCCCUCAGUUCUGAUUGACAUAGUGGCAUUUAUUUAAAGGAAUUGGGUAUCAUUAAGUGACAGAAAGCCUUUAAACUCCCACAUUCUACCAUUGAACUCCAACUGGAUGUAUGAUUAAAGGGGAAGGUAUGAUCAAAACCAAUGCACUUUCUUCCUUGCUUAAAAGGAAACCCAACUUCAAGUGUUCCUAGAGAGAAUGCUCCGUUUCCCUUUCAACAGAGCAAUCACCUAGAUAAGAGGCAAAGAGAGUCAGGACUGCUCCAGAAAAGGUGUUUAGAAGUGGGUAUUCCUCUCCCAAGCAAAAAGUCCCUCCAUUCCCUUAUGUCCUUACUGAAGAGUGCACUUGCCAAUUAAGAAACAAAACUCAGAAAAUGCUAUUAGAAACUAUCAUUUAGGUUUACUAGCACCAGAGACUAAAUUCACGGCUUGAGUGUUCUCCCACAGCCACAGGGAAGUGACCAGUGACAAAUGCCCCCACCUACUUAGUAGAUCUUAAAUCUGAACAGCAAUUUAUUAGCCCCAGAAUCUUGAGUGUGGAGGUGAGAAUGCUGACUCGGAGGAGAGAGGCUGUGAAUGUCUGGCUCGUGCUUUUUCUAAAAUCUUACGGCAGCUGAUUCUGGGACCUUCUUUUUAAACUCCAAUUUUAUGAAAACGUCUUUAGUAUUGGCUUUUGGUAGUUUGGGUUAACUUGGUUCUUUUUUAGAAUAUUAGAAUAUGCCAGGAGCAUCUACACUGAUGUCAAUAGAGUGUGUUCCCUGUCAUCUGAAUUCAUGCCAACUUUUAGGAAAGUCUUUGUUUUUAUUUUGCUUGGUAUAGAAAUAAAGGCACUUGGAGCUUU